UAAUUUCUUUUUAACUUGCAGGUAACUAGCAACACACAGCCGCUGUCAUUGGCCCGGGAACAUGUCAGAGGUCAACGAAGACUGGAGCCGAAGUGACCCUACGCCUACUUGAGGAACUUGAGAUUCUUACUUGGGUGACACAUGGAAUCUCGCGAGUGAGAUCCUGACAUGUAAAUCUAUGAAAAGACUGAAUGUUGAAAUGGGUAAUAUUUAAUGCAACAAAAUUAAUGUUAAAAUACUAUUAUGUCUCUGAUGAAUGGAUGUUGCAUUUGAUGUUACUGAACAUUACCCAGUUUGAAAAUGCCUUUGCCAGUCCUUUGAUUUGUCAUGGAAGAUUGAUUCAGGAGAUGAGCAUUAUUUUAAUGGCAGAGAAUCAUAAAAGCUGAUGACAGGGAGAGUGAGGGUAACAGGUCUCUGUUUUUGACAAACCCACAGAGAUUGAUGUAUACAUAGACUUUCUAACAUAAUGGUUUUACUUUACGUAAUGUUGAUUACGAGAAGACAGUUUAAUCAUGGAAAUUUGUGAAAGCUAAUGACAAAGAGUAAGUGUAACAGGUCUCUGUUUUAAACAAUUUGGAGAAGGAGAAGGACUUCCAGCACAUUAUUUUGGGCAGCCCAUUCUUGAAGAUGGAAUCGGAAGGUCAUUUAAAGUUGUCUUCAAUCAAACAGGAAAAUGAGGCUGUGGAAGAUGACCUACCUGCGGUCGGUGCCGCCGACAGCUUGGAAUUCAUGGAACCUAGCGUGGAAAUCAAGGCGGAGCCGGAAGCUCAGCCAGAAUUCAUAGAUCCUGAUGAGAUCGAUGUGAAGUAUCCAUGCACGGCCUCAGUCAAACUUGAGAAAGAUCCACUGAGCUGCGACGAAGAGUAUGCUAAGGAGAUUAAGGAAGAAGACGAUGAUGUACAGACGAACGAGACUCCAAAGGACAUCCCCGAGAUACCCUUCGUCUCGUGCGGGGAACUGCUAGAACCAGAAUGGCCUUCUGAAAGCCGUGGAAAUGCAGGCAGAGGCAGAGGCAGAGACCCGGCACUUGCCGGGAAGAAGGUGUUCACCUGCUCUGUGUGCCAGCACCGUUCCACCGGCUUCAGCCACUUUGAGAUCCACAUGAGGACCCACACGGGCGAGAAGCCCUUCUGCUGCACCGAAUGCCCCAGGAGGUUCGCCAGGUCAAGCACCCUCAAGAUUCAUAUGCGAACCCAUACGGGGGAGAAGCCCUUCGCCUGCGCGGAGUGCCAGAGCCGUUUCUCGACGUCGGGCCACCUCAGGAGGCACGCGAGGAUCCACACGGGGGAAAAGGCGCCCGUGGGCCCUGCGGGGGAGAAGCCCUUCGUCUGCACGGUGUGUGACAGCCGCUUCUCCAUGCUGUACAAAGUGAAGAACCACAUGAGAACGCACACGGGAGAGAAACCCUUCAGCUGCACGGAGUGCGAGAGCAGCUUUUCCAACUCCAGCAACCUGCAGAGACACGUGCGCACUCACACGGGGGAGAAGCCCUUCGCCUGCGAAGAGUGCCAGGCCAGCUUCACCCAGCUUCACAACCUGACUGUCCACAUGAGGAAGCACAGGGGCGAGAAGCCCUUCGCGUGCUCCGAGUGUCCGCGGAGCUUCUCCCGCUCCUUCGAUCUGAAGAGCCACAUGAAGUCCCACACGGGGGAGAAGCCCUACUCCUGCGCCGAGUGCAACCGCAGCUUCUCGUUUUCGCACAUUCUGAGGAGACACAUGAAGGUCCACCACAUCAUAGAAUCUGAUAAGUAAGGUUUCAUUUCAAACUUGAGCAAAAACUAACAAUAAUAAAAGAACACCAUGAUUUACACAGUUACUGUUAGCCCAGCUUACCGCAUGAAACGAGGAAUCACUCAAACACUUCUGCAGCCCACAAAUACCAAAAUUAAAUAUGUAACCUUAAAUAAAAUACAUGUUCGCACAAAAUUUAUAAAAGAACUCGAAUACAUUACAACAAUAUGAAGAAUAAGACGGCUACUCCAUUGGGCACUUAAUCACAGUAGAGGACCAGGUGAGACUGAUUUAUACUUCAAAUAGGUGGUUGGAAGAAAACCUAAAGGAGGCAUGGCCAGCAAAAGCACUCUGGAAACGUUAACUAAAAGGUUCAUUCAAAGGAUCUCAAACAGAGGUACAGUAAAAUUGCACUGUACAUUACUACCAGAUCAAAUAAUACUAGCUAUAUACAAAAAUACAGUACCAAUGUGGCAGAUGGGUGACACUGCGUUGAGGAACAGCGAAAGAGAUUGGCACUAGAACACUACCCCGAGGAAUCCCCCUGGAAGAGCUCCCUCUGGGUAGCACAGAUAAAGUGGCACUGGAACCCUACCCGAGGAACUCCCUCUUUCUGACCAUUUUGCUUCCAUUAGCCUAUGGAUGCAAGUGGUGAGGGCUAUCGGCCUAUUAACUGCUAGAUAAGAAGCAUCUUUUCCUUACGGAAUGGAAUGUGCAGAACCCAGGUCAUAGGUCAAAUGCUGUGACCUAUGAUGAAUUCGUCCUAUGAGAUCAUUCAUCGCUGAAAGGGAAAUCGACAGGAACAGAAAGGUUUGAAAGGUGUAGCAGGAGGAAACUCAAUUUCAACAUGAAGCAAAGAGUGGGAAAGUUAAAUAAAUCACUUAAUAAAGAGAUUAUUGGAGGGUCUACUUUGUUAAUUACUUAACAAAGAUUUGGGUUGGGUAGGGCCACCUAAGUGACAGCAGGCGUCCAAAAAAGUAGUUAAAUAAUUAAUUACUUACAUAAGUGGUUUGAGAAACAUUCAAAUUUGCGAUAGAUUAUUUUUAUUAAGUAAUUAAGUGACUUGAAUUUUAUUCAAUCGGCUUCUCAAUAUUUUUAUCCCUGUGUAAUAUUAUUCAUAGUAUUUUUCUGUAAUAAUUUAAUGUAAUUUAUAAUUCUAAGCUUAAUUUAAAUGUAAUUUUUUAUUCACUUAUAAAAUUAUAAGUGAAAAUGUUAAUAAUUCUUUUCAUUAUCCGUCUGCUUCCCCCAGUAAGUGUCCUUUUUUCUCUCUCUCCUUAUGUAAACCCUGCUUAUAAAUAAGCAGUUCAUGGCUCUCCCUACCUACCCACUGCUGGUAGUUAAUGACCUUGUCUGAAAGUUAAACUAAAUGGCUCUGUAAAGGAUGUAGGGUUUUAUUUGCGUUGAAGAACAAAUAAAGAACCAUUUUGGCAACGAACAACAUUAAUCUGGACUUCUCUAGUAAGACAGGAGGAGGUCUAGUAACAAGGCAUUGGCUACGUAGCCAAUGACAUCUAGAUGUAACACUACACAAGAACAGAUAAUAACAGAAGCUAUGUCAAAUCUACGUUCAAAUGUUCUUCAGGCUUGAUGUAGCUGAUAUGUUAUGAUGUAUUUCAGCCCAAAUCUUGAUAAAUUGUGUAUUUUAUUCUUGUAUCGGCCUCGUGCAACUUACUGCUGCAUCCCUGUAGACAGAACUAUGGACCUAAUUAUUGACUGUGUCUACAGGGACCCCUCCCUCUACGCCUCAUGGUCAAAUACAGGGAGUCCCUCCCCGGGUUACGCCAGACUCAGCUUAUGCCUUCCGAGUUUACAGUGCUCUUCAAAUAUAUUUACCAAAAAUUAUUUAUUUCCCAGGUUACAAUGCAUGUUCUGGGUGUGUGAUGCCGAGCCAGUGGUAGAAAUAAGCCUCCAACUACAAAAGUCCUACAAAUAAUACAAACCAUAGAAAUCCUACAGAUACUAAAAAUCCUAAAAGUACUACUACAAUUCAUAGAAAUCCUUCAAUAAAAAAAUACAAGUGAAGUUAGAAUAAUAAUUAUAAAUUGAAUUAUUGAUUCAAUUCACAGAAUAAAAACCAAAUAAACCAAUGGAAACGAUUUAAUACUAUAACAAAAAAUAAUAAAAUCAAUUUGGAAAAAAAUAAAAAUGAAGGAAUAUAAUCAAUUUUGUGAGAAAUAAAUAAAAUUUAUUACUAACAAAAAAUAUAGUAAAUUUGACAAAAAAAUAAAUUUUCUAAUAUACUAGCAAGCUGGUUUUUUUUAUUAUGCCAUGUUUAAAUGCUACAAUUAUAAUUAUAUAAAAAUAUGAUAUAUAUAACAAGAGUAGAGGUUGGAAUGAUAAUGUGACUGCCUGAGAGUCUUAAUUAAAAUCCAGUAACUUCAGUACAUUUUAUUACAGAUAGAAGCAGAUUUAUCAACAUGAAUGCCUUUGACAUAACCUGUUUCCAAUGUAGGAUUUUCAAGAUAUUAAUAAAAAAAAACUUAAACCUACUGAAAAGCAAAAAUAAUUGUUUUUUUAGUUAUUACUAGUAGUAGUAGUUUUGGUGAAGACUAUGGAUGAUGAUGCCACGGCUUAAUAAAUAAAAACUCAUAUCAUAACACUUGUGGUACUUCCCAUAUAUACGGCCUUUGUAACACAAUACACAAACCACCAAACAAAGACAACAUCCACAACUUUAAAAGACCACUGCACAAACAAUCGCUAACAACACAAAAUAACAACAAUAUGACAAGCCAACUACACACACACACCCAUUAACAACAUCAAGAAAUCACAUCAGCUCAUCCAACAAUAUCCCUCAACAACUAACAGCUAUAACAACUCAUAUAUAACAACAGAAACUCACAAUCACAACAAAUUCAACAACCUUCAAACACAGGUCGUAUGCUUGCGCAGUUCGAUGACGUUUGCCUGAGUCGUUUCUGGAACAUUUUGAAAAGCAGGCAAAAGCAAUCUUCCUUGGAUAGUUAUUUUUUAACUUUCUUAUCCGCAUAGUUUUGAGCACACUCUCCCAGAGACCCAAGGUGUCUGGGAGGCGCGCUCGACAGUGCGAAAAAAUAAUUAUUUAGAAAAUUCAGCAAAAAUAUAAAUUUGAUGCCAACAACGUUAAUUUUGCUGUCCUUUUUUUCUAAAUGUUAAUAUUUUAUGGUGGAAUAGUCAGAAUAAGAGUCCCAGCCCUCUAAAUACGAAAAAAUGUGAGUUAUUUAAAAAAAAAAAAAUUCCUUUUUUUUAUGUUUUCGUUCGUAACCCACAAACUAUGAAAGUCAGGCAAGUGAAUUAUUUUUUAUGAGAAAGCCAAUAAAAUUUUCUAAAUAUUGACAUAUAAAUCAAUGGAAAACGAUUAAGUCCAGCCGGUGGAAAAAUUGAUAGAAAAGAGGGUAAGAAACAGAGCGCUCUGCCCGGCGGCGCGCAUAUUCCUGAAGUCUGGAUGGAAAUAGACCCUCUGGGAUAUUAGAACCAAUCAGAGCGUGUUUUGGAGCCCUGACGUUGUGAGACUCCGUCCUCCUUAGUGUUACCACCUAUAAACUUUUCUUAAUUCUUGCAAAAGCACCAGUUUUGAAAAUAUUAAUCUUAUAUAAUACGUUAUAAUAUUGGUAAAGUAUAUUAGUUAUUAUAGAUGCAUACAGAAUAUACGUAUCAACUAUGCUGUACCAGUUAGCAUUUACGCUGGAGCUUGUUAUUAUAAAAAGGUACUGAGAGUCUGAGUAGGCGAGGUAUAUGGCAACACUGCUCAAUGUAAACAAACUGCAUGUGCUGUUCCUGUUCUGUAACUUAUGCCGAAUUGUUGAGUCUGUAGUCUACAGUCCUCCUAGUCGUUUUUUUCGUCGUGUGUUACUUGUACUUUAGUCACUAUGGAGUGUACAAGAAAUCCCGAGUUGCUAGAUUUUGAAGGCAGUGGCUUCCAUAAUAUUAUUUUGCAGAAAAAUAAAGAUUUCGUGUGCUUACGAACUACUGCUAAAUCAAGGGAAGAUUUCGACAAGUGGAGAGAAGUAUUCAACAUCAAGAAUUGUAUGUGAAUAAUCUUUUGUAUAUAAUAAACUUUUGUAUAAAAUAAUCUUUUGUAAAUAAUUUGUUUUUUUCCCUUAUAUUCCAAGCUAUGCAGUUGAUUUUAAAAUUUACAAUAAAAUAUCAGCAAAGGAAAGCUUUUUGGUAUCCGAGGCUGCAAUGGUAAUACAUAUGUAUAAUAUAAGCAAAGCAAAAAUUUUGCAUAGUUUAGGAUAUCUGCACAACAAAACCUGAGCAUGGCCUUGGUUGUAAUACGCAGCGUAAAUUUGUGCUUUAUUACGUAUCUGUGCAAAUUGACAAAUUUUUCUGGUAUAUUUUUCUUUGACUAGAAUGAAUUUGCUACUCAUUUCCGUUGGAUAUUAUUAAAAGAAUAUGCUUUUUUUUAUUGCAACAUAGAUUUACCCUAGCAACUACAAUAAAGGUCUAUAUUUCCUGUCUCACACCAUGUAUACUUCCGAACAUGAAUUACCAUCUGUAUUCUAGCCUAACCUGACUAAAUAUGUACAUUUCAAAAACAUUGAGUAAAAACUACAAAACAACAUUAGAAAUGAUUCCAAAUAAAAUUCAAAAUAACAAAAAUUUUAAACUGUCAGCCUACUUCAUUAACUAAAUGCCUAAGUGCCGAGGCCAAUAUGAGUAGUUGGGUCAUUUUUUCAAUGGGUGAAGUAUUACGUAACGAAACAGCUGAUUGCCAGGAGAUCAUAGUCCUCCUGUCGAGGCCAAUAUAAGUAGUUAAAUCAUUUUUCAACGGGUGAAGUAUUACGUAACGAAACAGCUGAUUGACAUGGGAUCAUAGCCCUUCUGGUGUAUUUCAUUGAGCAAUGUUGCCAGCCAUAUGCCUUGCGUAUCUCGGUACUUUUUUUCAUAAUUAUAUUUACCAAUAUUAUAACCUCACAAGAUUAUAUUCUCAAAACUGGUGCUUCUGCAUGAAUUAUUAUGUAAUGAAGCGGCUGAUUGCCAUGGGCACCGUAUACAUCUAUAAUAACUAUAUUUACCAAUAUUAAACCUAUUAUAUAACAUUAAUAUAACUGGUGCUUCUGCAAGAAUUAAGAAAAGCGUAUACAUGGUAGCGCUAGGAGGGCGGAGUCUCACGACGUCACCGCUACAAAUCACGGUCUGAUUGGUUAGAAUUAUCGCUAGAAUUUUUUUUUUUAAGCCCUAUCUCGUUUAUUUUUCAUAGAAAUUCCUUUGUAAAUAUACGAAAAUGUAGAGGAAACGAAAAAUAAAGGGAAAGUCAAGAAAUAUGGCUUUGGUAAUGGCAACAGCUUCAUCUUGACGUUAUAAGUUGAUUGAGACGAGAAAAAAUGUUACCGUUGUCAACAUUAUUGUUCGUAGCUCAAAAGCUAUAACAGUUAGGCGAAUGAAUUAUUUUUUAUGAGAAAGCCAACAAAAUUCUCUGAAUAUCGACAUAUAAAACAAUGGAAAACAAAUAAGUCCAGCCGGUGAAAAAAUUGGUAGAAAAGAGGGUAAGAAACAGAGUGCUCUGCCAAGACCACCGAGAUAGAAGGCCUGUUCGAUGUGACGUCAUGACGUGAUGAUGUCGACCCUGGGGCCUGGUGGUCCGACUCUCUGACGCGAGUGACAAUCGACUCACUUCCGACUGCAACAGGUACUACCAAUUUGACUUUUCUCUCUGGAUGACUUUCAACUGCAGUAUAAAUACACUCUGCAUUCUAGGUAAAACUUCAGUACAGAUUAAUGAAAUGCCAUACUUAUGCCACAAUGUCCUACCUACAGUUAAUCCUAACUGUACAGUACAUGCAUUUUUCAUGUCAAUGAAGUACGUCACUUAGGAGAUUUCAAGAUUCCUACAGAGGUUCAUGAUACAAUUAUCAUUAAGUAGAUGUUCAAUAACUCCAGAGAGCUGAUACUGCUGAAUGUAUUUCGAACACUGCAAUAUAUAUUACAUUGCUGUUAUAAAACUAGUUAUUUCAUGGCAAUAAUUGUAGCUCUAGUUAUGGCUGAAUAAAUUUGAUUAUUCAUCAGAGCAGGUAA
This is a messenger RNA of Macrobrachium nipponense, 7731 nucleotides long. Its product is annotated as gastrula zinc finger protein xLCGF3.1-like. The record is from RefSeq and is a predicted model, not a curated record. NCBI's taxonomy places the organism in Eukaryota, Metazoa, Arthropoda, Malacostraca, Decapoda, Palaemonidae. The coding region runs from base 628 to 1752 and encodes 374 amino acids. The transcript has 3 exons. Gene Ontology annotation, molecular function: RNA polymerase II cis-regulatory region sequence-specific DNA binding; DNA-binding transcription factor activity. Gene Ontology annotation, biological process: regulation of transcription by RNA polymerase II.